AGGUGAUUGAAACUUACCCUAAGCUCCUUUUAUCUCCGCUCUAAAGGUAACCCCGAUUAUUGCUGACUUAAGCAUCGGAAUGUCUACCCCGAGGUCCGCCUCGGGUCUUUGCAGGUCGUUCCGAAGUGCAGUUGCGGACUGAAGAAGGACUUCUAGUUUGUUGCAAUUACAUUGGCGCCGUCUGUGGGAAUCGAACUGAAAGCUCUCUAGUUGCUCUUUCAUCAUGGUCCACACUCGAUCAGUCAGAGCUGGUAAUUCAUCUCUGCUUCAUGGGCAGGGUCAACCCCCCAACAACCUUCCACCUCUGAUCCCACCUCAGCUCCCAACUCAGCUUCCACCUCAGCUUCCACCUCAGCUUCCACCUCAGGUCCCAAUUAUGUUCCCUCCUGUUGAUCAUGUAGAAGGAGGAGAUGAAAAUCAACCUCAUGCCUCAGCUCAUAAUUCAACUUCCACUGCCAAUCAAGACGUAGUGACAGCUCAACUCGCUGCCAUGCAGCAGCAGUUCGGUGUUUUUCAGUUGGUACUGGCUCAGCUUUUAGCUAGAAACAAUCCUGGUGACCCCCUCAUUAAUUUAUUGAAUCCUGCUCAACAACCCCCAGCUCCACAACAGAAUCCUCAGCCGGUUCAGCCUGCUCCCGCUGUUAGCGAAUCUCAAGCUCAAUCCCACAUAGCACCUGCUCCACAACCCAUCCCUGAUGAUGUUACUCGCCGCCUCGAUAGUUUGGAAAAGCUAGUAGCUGAACACCGAGGUGCUCCACCACCACACCAUACUGCUGAUUCUAUACCUCACCCACUGAAUACCAACAUUACACUGGAACCCUAUCCUUCUGGCUUCAAGAUACCACAACUGGAGACUUAUGACGGGACGAAGGAUCUCGAUGACCAUCUGCAUGCUUUCUACUCUUGCAUGCAAGCUCAGAACGCCUCUGACGCGUUGAUGUGCAAAAUUUUCCCCUCUACUCUCCGAGGUAAUGCCCGAACUUGGUAUUACAGUUUACCUCCGAGGUCAAUUAGCUCGUAUACAGUAAUGGCAUCUGCCUUUGCCACUAAGUUUUCCAGUAGAAGGUUGAUUAGGAAAACUACUUCUGAGUUGAUGAGAGUUAAACAGAGGGAUGAAGAAUCUCUGAAGAACUAUAUGAGCAGGUUUAAUGAUGCAGUUUUGGAGGUUAGUUCUUUUGAUCAAGCUGUGGGAAUUGCAGCUGUGAUCUCUGGUCUCAAGCAUGACAGAUUCAGAGACAGUUUGAUCAAACAUGCUGCUACCACCUUUAGCGAGAACCCAGAAUGGAGAGAUGACAAUCCGAGCCGGAAAAGGAUGAGGAUGGCGCAGAACCGAGGUCCGAUGUUGACCUCCCCACCGAGAUUCAGAAGGAUGAACUCAACACCUCUGCAGCAAUCUGCAGGUAAACCUCCAGUUAAUUGGACUCCCUUUAAUCUGUCGAGGUCACAAAUUUUUAUGCAGAUUAAGAACAAAAUGGACUUGAGACGUCCUGGCCCAAUGCGAACUGCUGCUGCUAGUCGAGACCACACUAAAUAUUGUGAUUUUCAUCAAGAUCACAGCCAUACUACAGAGCAGUGCAACAGCUUAAAGUUCGAACUGGAAAGUUUAGCUCAGAAGGGAAUGCUGAAUGAGUAUGUUCAGAGAGCUGAACAGCCGCGGUUUGUCAGAGAGCAAAGGCCGCAGCCCCAAGGAGUCCGAGGACUGAGCUCUAAACAGCGAAAGCUGUAUGUCAGAGAGGUUAAGCAUCAGAACCGAGCUCAGAAGCGGAAGAUUGACGAUGCUGAAUGGAAGAAUCAACCCAUUACUUUCACAUCUGCUGACCUCGACACAGUUGUUACACCCCACAAUGAUCCUCUGGUCACUUCUGUCAUGAUUAAUAACUGUGAAGUACAGCGUGUCCUUGUUGACACCGGGAGUGCACCAGACAUCAUGUACUUCCACUGUUUCGAGAGUCUGGGGUUAGAUCCAGCAUUGUUGCAGAAAUAUGAUGGUCCUAUCUAUGGUUUCAACAACCAACCUAUCCCGGUAGAAGGCGUUCUUACCCUUCAUGUGGCUUUUGGGAGUGGCCGGACCUAUGUAACCCCUUCAGUCCGUUUCCUCAUCGUCAAGAUGGCGUCCUCUUUCAACAUUGUUAUUGGCCGACCCACAUUGACUGAAAUCCGAGCUGUGGUUUCCCAAUCCCACCUCUACAUGAAAUUCCCCACUCCCAUGGGCAUAGCAACACUACGGGGAAACCAGGAGGUGGCCAGACAUUGUUACAUCACCUCGGUAACACAACUAACGAAGGGCAAAGAUAAGACACCCGAGGUCAUUCCCCAGCGAAUCCCUGAUAGUCAGCAAGUUAUGGGUGUAGAGAUUGUUGAUAAUCGACCGGAUGAUGAAACCAGAGCUACUCCGAUAGAAGAUGUUGAAGAAUCUUAUCUUAGCUCACCACCUCUGUUGACUAAGGCUGUAGAUGGAGAGAUUCUUUAUCUGUACCUGGGGAUUUCAGAUGAGGCCAUUAGUUCAGUUCUGGUGAGAGAGGAAGCCAAGCAACAGAAACCAAUCUAUUAUAUCAGCAGUGUAUUACACGGAGCAGAGCUGAGAUAUCCUAUAGCGGAGAGAGCAGCACUAGCAGUUGUCACUUCGGCUAGGAAGUUGAGGCCGUAUUUCCAGUCACACCCAAUUAUUGUUCUUACAGAUCAACCUCUCCGGCAGAUUCUGCAGAAACCAGAAUGCUCUGGUAGAUUAAUUAAGUGGGCAGUAGAACUGGGGGAGUUUGAGAUCACGUUUCAGCAGAGAUCGGCCAUCCGAGCUCAAGCAUUAGCAGAUUUUAUUGUUGAAUGCACUCCAUGUCCUUCAACCCCUACUCCAGAGCCCAACGACUGGACCUUAUAUGUUGACGGAGCAUCCAGUAGCAAGGGUUCAGGGGCUGGCACUCUCUUGAUCGGUCCAGAGGGAUACCGAAGUGAACAUGCUCUGAAAUUCAACUUUGAUGCAACAAAUAACAUGGCUGAGUAUGAAGCUCUGCUACUUGGCCUACAACUAGCAUUAGAGUUGAAAAUCAGUGCAAUUCAAGUGUACAGUGACUCCCAGCUGGUGGUGAACCAAAUCAACUAUAUUUGCGAAGUCGUUGAUCCUGUGAUGAUGAAGUAUGUAGCCUUGGUGGCUGAGCUAAAGUGCAAAUUCCAGAAAUUCUGUUUGAAGGUCCUAGAUGAACCAAGCUUCACGAAGCCUCGGGUGAUGGAGAUUAGCACAGACCCUGACACGUCGAGCUGGACUGAUUCGAUUGUCUCCUUUUUACGAGAUGGGAUCGUACCUGAGAACAGACAGGAGGCAAUGAAAUUGAGGAAGAAAGCAUCUCGAUAUACACUCGUUAAUGGGGUCCUGUAUAAGAGAUCUUUCUCACUUCCUCUUCUAUGGUGUUUAAGCCCUUAUGAAGCUAAAUAUGCACUUCGAGAGGUACAUGAAGGUGUCUGUGGAAGCCAUGUUGGUGCCAGGACUCUGGCUCACAAAGUCUUACGGCAAGGAUAUUACUGGCCAAACAUGUACAAAGAUGCCACUUGCUUUGUUCAGAAGUGCCCGAAAUGUCAAUUCUUCGCACAUCUGACCCACCAACCAGCAGAAGAGCUCACGAACUUGGUAGCACCAUGGCCAUUUGCUCAGUGGGGACUGGAUCUUUUAGGCCCAUUCGUGAAAGGGGUUGGUGGUGUAACCCAUCUGGUUGUUGGUGUGGAUUAUUUCACGAAGUGGGUUGAAGCUCGGCCUUUAUCUAGUCUUACCUCCAAGAAGGUCGAAGAUUUUGUUUUCGGUUCAAUCAUCUGCAGAUAUGGGAUUCCAAAUCAGAUUAUGGCUGAUAAUGGAACUCAAUUCAAUUGCUCCUCAUUUCGAGAUUUCUGCUCCAGUUAUGGGAUCAAGUUACAGUUCACCUCCGUUCACCAUCCGGAGUCCAAUGGCAUGGUUGAAUCUGUUAACAAAUGCAUCCUGGAAGUCAGAGAAGAAGCUCGGCUUCGAACUCUUGUAUACAAGCAGAAACUAGUCAACUUCUACAAUAAACGGGUCCGCCCUCGAACAUUCAAAGUAGGAGACCUUGUUCUCAGAAAAGCUGGCCUAACGGGGUUUGAAACUCGUUUUGGCAAACUUGCCCCAAAUUGGGAAGGCCCCUAUGCCGUGGCCGAGGUGCCACAUCCUGGUGCUUAUAUUCUCCAAGACGCUGAAGGAAAGAGAGUUCCUAGAGUCUGGAAUGUCAAUAACUUGAAGAAAUUUUACCCCUAAUAAAAUUCUUUCAAGUGUUUUAAGUCUUACUGUUCUUUACGUUUCUCACUUCUUAUUUAUUAAGAAUCAUUUUACCUCUUAUUCUAUGUAUCUGAGGUCAAUCAGUUCAUUCACUUCUGUUAAUAAAUGUCACUUCACAUU
Molecule: messenger RNA, 4393 nt
Organism: Rubroshorea leprosula
Lineage: Eukaryota; Viridiplantae; Streptophyta; Magnoliopsida; Malvales; Dipterocarpaceae
Source: the annotation of a GenBank genome assembly